AUGUCUGAGUCUACGCAGUCGGAUCCUCAGUGCGGGUGUACGGAAACUUCAUCAUCAUCGUCCCCUCUUCUUUCCCCUAAUUGCGUGUGCCCUCGCGAUGAGCACGAAAUCGUGAUCCACGAGGAUACCUGUCUGCUGUUCAAGAACGAGCGGAUCAUAUUCCCCCAUACACCUCCGUUUGAGGACGGCACCUGCAAAUGUUGCGCCUGUCCUAUUGACCAAUGUCGCUGCAGGAAAGCCGGCAGAGAAGCUUUUGAUGAAUGGCGUAGUAAACGUGACAUCGGCGCUAUGCCCGCCGUGCUGGAGUCCACGCACCCGCUGAUGCAGCGCUUCCAGCAGACGCUCAAGCAGUUCCUCGAGAAGGAGAACGCUAUAGCAGAGGAGCAGAUUCUCAAUUUGGUUUUGAUAACAGAAUACGAAUCUAAUUUAGCGCAAAGGACUGCUGAGCGUCAGGCCGCGGAAGAACGCGCGCGCGAAUACAACGAGAGAUACAAACGCUCUAAGGACAAGUUGGAACAGGACUUAAUGACAGAGCGUGAGGCGACCGAAGAGCUGGAAGCGCUAACAGCACUGUGCAGACAGCUGGAGUCGUGGCGCACGGAAACAGAGUCUGACCUCACGGUUAGCCAGCGCAUGUCCGACAAGAUGCGCGCUGAGAAACGCGCUCUGGCCGACGAGAAACGACAACUGGACAUGAUAAUUUUAAGCUUGAGCAACGAAAUUUGGGGGAUGGAGUCGAAAUUGGAAAUGUUCCAAAAACAAUUCGAAAUAAAAAACGUUGAGAUGGAUAAAGUGAAUGAUAAGGUAACGGCAUACGCGGCUGAGCUGGAAGACUUGGAACUGGACAAAAGACGGCUAGUGAGCCUCUGGAACUCGGUGCUUGUGAAUAUACAGCAACGCGACAAGGUUUACGACUCCGUACGAGAUGACUACAAAAAUCUUCAAGAGAACUACCGUACUCUGCUAAGCAACUUGGAGAUCACGAAGAAGGUUCUGAUGGAGGAAAUGAACCGCAGCAAGGAGCUCGCCAUGAACAGGGACAAGGUCGCUUAUGAUAUUGACCACGCCACCAAGUUGUUUGACACUGAAGAUGCGAAAAGAUUAAAUUUGGAAGCACAAAUCGCUGAACUUUCGGAGUCCAUCGAGAUGACUGAGAGGGAUCAAGAUAUGAUUAAAUCAGAGAAUCAGACAAUGCUGAAUAUAUUGAAAAGCACGUCGAAUGAAGUCGAUCGUAAAACGGAGCAAAAAUUGAGAUUGGAAAACGAAAUCCUCAUGAAUCUUCAGGAGUGCUUGCUUAACGACAAGGCCGUCGAGUCCAUGGCCAAUGGCAUCAAAAAAAUGCGAGAAAUGUCCAGGAAACAGGUUCAAGAAAUAACUUUAAUGACAAUGGAGAAUCAGCACGCGCAAGUGAUGCUAGAUAUCGAGGUAUACCGUAACCGACAAGCACGCAACAAUAAGAUCCUAGAGGAAAGCCUAGCGAAAGUCCGCGAUAGAGAGAAGGAACUCGAUCUACUGGAAGAGAAGUUCGAGCAGAAGGCACUCCUCGGCACCAGAAAACAGCGAGAACUCGAUAUAGUCAUUAAAAAGUUUAACGCUUUGAAGGAAAUAUUUGAUAUGAAGUCUCCACAAGAGCGUCGCAUCGACGAAUUGGAGCAGCAGAUCAAGGGGCUGCGCGAGCGCACGGAGGGCUUGCAGCACGAGUGGCUCAGACUGCAGGGGCACGUCGUCAAGCUCACCGCGCAACACCACAAGGUCGUCGCUGACAUCAACCUCAUCGGAAAACAAAUCCAAAUUUGCGAGCAGAAGUCCAUGCGCAUACAAACAGAGUGCGAAAACGUAUUGAUGGAGAGAAACCGCGUGGAACGAUCACUGCGGUCGUUACGAGGUCGCCUGGAGGUGCUGGAGCGCACUCGCAAAGACGCCGUCGAGAGAAAUCAGACCGCACAGAAAGCCACACAAGCCAUCACCCACGAGUACGUGGCUAACCUUAAGGAAGUGGGACGAGAGGCCACAGAAAGUAACGCCGGCCAUCACCCCCGAGUACGUGGCCAACCUCAAGUGAAGGACGCAGAGACCCAAAUAAUUCAACUGGAAGAGGAAAUAGAAGCGAUGGACAAAGAAAAAGUUAAUUUGACGCAACAGCUUGAUCAAGUACAGAGAGAAGCACUGAUAUGGCAGAGAAAGGGAAUUCUGGCAGUUGAGUUAAAGAAAAAUAUUCACAACGCUAAAUCUGCGGCUGGUGAAAUUGGUCAGAUGAAGAAUGAAAUACACAGGAUGGAACAACUGCGGCGUACCAGCGAGAAACUGGCAGAAGAUCUUGCAUUAUACGUGACUCGACGCGACACCGCCAUGGAGAAGAGCCGUGCCGCCGCAGCCGUAGAGAAAGCGCACGGUGGCAACGGGAACACCUCGCAGUCCACCUACCACCACAAACUGAGGCUGGCUAGGGCUGACGUCGCGAGAGUCACUAAGUCCUCCUACCAACACAAGUUGAGGCUGGCGAGGGCAGACGGCGCAACAGUUCUAACCAUAACUAUACUAUUAGAACAACUGUACGUUUCGUCAGCAUCCAUGUCAGUAGAGAAGGCUCGCGGUGGCAACGGGAACACCUCGCAGUCCACCUACCACUACAAACUAAGGCUGGCUAUGGGCUACAUAGCAGACUCUCGACUAGAGAGUGCCCUAUCAGACACGGCGGCCACCAACGCGCGGCUAGAAGAAGAAAUCGCUACAUUGUUAUCAGAGUGUCGUAGUGCAGAGCGCGAGAAACAAUGGCUCCUAGAACGAGUGGUCCGCAGUCAGCGAUUAGGAAACGAACUAGCCACAGCAGUGAAACGGCAGUCAGUCCGCGUCAGAAAACCAAAGUCUUCAGUCAUCGCCGAGUACAACCAGGCGCGCUCGCUCAACGAUCGCCUUCGCUUCGUGGUAGAAUCCUUGGUCAGAGAGUAUCCUUACUUGAGUGACAAAUUUGAUGUGAUCUUGAACACUCUGAACAUACAUAGUCCGGGAGGAUCGCCCCGGCUUGCUGAUGAGGCUGGUAGCUGUUCUCAAGCCGAUCUAACUGAGAUACGAGAGGAGCCUUUGACGGAAGACGUCGCCGAGAAACCGCUGAGCCCUUAA
Molecule: messenger RNA, 3120 nt
Organism: Chilo suppressalis (striped riceborer)
Lineage: Eukaryota; Metazoa; Arthropoda; Insecta; Lepidoptera; Crambidae
Source: the annotation of a GenBank genome assembly